This is a messenger RNA of Gymnodraco acuticeps, 679 nucleotides long. Its product is annotated as extensin-like. Lineage: Eukaryota; Metazoa; Chordata; Actinopteri; Perciformes; Bathydraconidae. The transcript has a single exon. The annotation marks the transcript as partial. The record is from RefSeq and is a predicted model, not a curated record.
AUGCCUCCCCCUACCAACCCCUCCCUCCACUGCUCCCCCUACCACCUCCUCCACAUGCCUCCCCACCUCCCCCUCCUCACAGUGCAUGCCCCUACCCCUCCCUCCCACAUGCCUCCCCCCUACCCCUCCCACAUGCCUCCCCCCUACCCCUCCCUCCCACAUGCCUCCCCCCUACCCCUCCCUCCCACAUGCCUCCCCCCUACCACCCUCCCUCCACAUGCCUCCCCCCCCUACCCCUCCACAUGCCUCCCCCCCUACCCCUCCCACAUGCCUCCCCCUACACCCUCCCCUCCCACAUGCCGCCCCCCCUACCCCCUCUCCUCCCACAUGCCUCCCCCUACCCCUCCCUCCCACAUGCCUCCCCCCUACCCCUCCCUCCCACAUGCCCCCCCCCUCCCUCCCACAUGCCUCCCCCCUACCCCUCCCUCCCACCAUGCCUCCCCCCCUACCCCCUCCCUCCCACAUGCUUCCCCCCUACCCCUCCCUCCCACAUGCCUCCCCCCUACCCCUCCCUCCCACAUGCCUCCCCCUUACCCUCUCCCUCCCACAUGCCUCCCCCUACCCCUCCCUCCCACAUGCCUCCCCCCUACCCCUCCCUCCCACAUGCCUCCCCCUACCCCUCCCUCCCACAUGCCUCCCCCCUACCCCUCCCUCCCACAUGCCUCCCUUUCCAAACAAG